This is a messenger RNA of Klebsormidium nitens, 951 nucleotides long. The record is from the annotation of a GenBank genome assembly. Lineage: Eukaryota; Viridiplantae; Streptophyta; Klebsormidiophyceae; Klebsormidiales; Klebsormidiaceae.
AUGUCGAAGAAGGAGCGCAUCGCUUCGUCUCUUGACCGGAUAACGGAUCUGUGUUUUACGAUCUCUGAGUUGGCGAUUGGCGAAGACUCUGAGGAGGAAGCAUCUGCGAAGGCUUCCACGAGUGCUCUCUGUCCUGAGGCCGCAAUCUUUGAGCCUUCACGCAAGGGGAAGGAGAAGAUCUCUGGCAAAGAGGAGAGUGCGAUUUUUGAGGAUUGGGAAAGUGUUCCCGAUCUGCCAUCUGAGAGUGACACGCCUCCUUCCUAUUGUCAGGUUGUUGGGGGUAGCUCUCAGUCUGUGUGCAUCACUCCUGUCGGUCGGGAGGUGAGGAGUCAGUCUGUUGAUUCAGGGGAAUCUUCAGCUAUGGCGGCCAACUUGCCGAACUUUGCGGCUAUGACGGUGGCCCAAUUUGACCAGUACUAUAAUGGUCUUCAGACAGAUCCUGCCAGGAUUGCGGCUGAGACGCAGGCCCUGACACAUGGCAGUGACGCCAUAAGGAUCUCUGUGUUGCUGAAGCGUGAUAAUCGCAACCACGCCAAUCUGACAGCAAUGCAGGGUCAGUUGCAGCAAGCUCAGGCCACGGCUGCACAGGCACAACAGCAAGCUCAGGUUGCUGCUGCUGCUCAGGCUGCUGCCGUUGCAGCUGCUGCAGGGCAGUAUGCUACUUUGCAGUGGCCCAUGAUCGAGGAACGCUUGAAGCGUAAGCCUGCCCAGUCCACCAAGUCGGUGGCUGGCAAACGUAAGGCGUCCGGAAGUGGCUCCGGGAGGACGUCUAAGGCGCGGCUGUCUGCUGCCCUUACGGACGAGCAGUAUGCUCACAACAUGGCGAACCGCCUGUGCCGCAACUGCGGGAAGCCAGACCAUAUUGCGGCAGACUGUACUGAGGAGUCUCAGAAUGGUAGCAAUAAUAGGAAAAAGCAGAAGAAGGGGAGGAAGGAUUUUCAGAAACGCUAG